This is a messenger RNA of Symbiodinium natans, 771 nucleotides long. Lineage: Eukaryota; Dinophyceae; Suessiales; Symbiodiniaceae. The record is from the annotation of a GenBank genome assembly.
AUGGAGGUGCGAUCCGCAGCAUCAGGUGCGACGCUGGCUCUGCUUGAUGCAGCUGAAGUUGAGGGCAAGUCGGCGAGGGAAGUGAAGAACGCUCUAGCCGGCCAACUUGGUGUCACAAGAUUCAGGCAAAAGCUGUUGUCAGAUGAUGGAAGGUUGAUUAAAGAUGCUGAGGUUUUCAGUGGGACCGCAAAGAUCCAGCUUGUCAAGUUGGACUUUUGUCCACCUGAUGAAGAAGGACACCGAAAGAUGUUCAACGCAUCAGCCUCAGGUGAUGUAACCGCACUGGGAGAAUUACUUGAGAGUCCUCGCAAUCCCGAUGUGACAGAUCACGACGGGUGGACGUCGUUGCACUAUGCCGCCCUGAAUGGGUGUGUCGGGCCGACGAGGCUGUUGCUCGAGGCAGGAGCAGAGAAAGAUGCCGUUUCAGAUCGCGGGGAAACCCCCUUGCAUCUUGCAGCUCAAGAGGGCUACUUUUCCGUUGUCCAACUGUUGGUGGAGGCGGGCGCCGACAAAGAUCGGCCCAGGACGCGGGAUGGCUCAACUGCGCUGCAUCUUGCAGCAGAAACUGGGCAGCUGAGUGGUGAAGGUGGCAAUUUGGGUAUGGUCUACUUGCUGGCAAGAUCUGGUGCAGACUGUAACGCAACCCUUCCCGACGGUGGGUCAACUGCUCAGGAUGUGGCGUCUGAGGAAGGUCACGUGAAAGUUGUCGAAUUCUUGGCCAGGUUCCAGGGACACCCGCCAAAGAAGAUCCGAAGAGGGUCAAGUCCGUGA